AGCAGAAGGACGUCUGAGAGAUGCUCGCAGCGAUGGGCUCUGUGGUGGCUGCCCUCUGGGCAGUGGUCCAUCCUCGGACUCUCCUGCUGGGCACUGUCGCCUUUCUGCUCGUUGCUAACUUUCUCAAAAGACGGCGCCCAAAGAACUACCCGCCGGGGCCCUGGCCCCUGCCCUUCGUUGGCAACUUCUUCCUUGUGAACUUCGAGCAGUCGCACCUGGAGGUUCAGCAGUUUGCAAAGAAAUAUGGAAACCUUUUUAGCUUGGAGCUUGGUGACAUAUCUGCAGUUCUUAUUACUGGCUUGCCCUUAAUCAAAGAAGCCCUUAUCCACAUGGACCAAAACUUUGGGAACCGCCCUGUGACCCCUAUGCGAGAACGUAUCUUUAAGAAAAAUGGAUUGAUUAUGUCAAGUGGACAGGUAUGGAAGGAGCAAAGAAGGUUCACUCUGACAGCACUAAGGAACUUUGGUUUAGGAAAGAAGAGCUUAGAGGAACGCAUUCAGGAGGAGGCCCAACACCUCACUGAAGCAAUGAAAGAGGAGAACGGACAGCCUUUUGACCCUCACUUCAAGAUAAACAAUGCAGUUUCCAAUAUCAUUUGCUCCAUCACCUUUGGAGAACGCUUUGAGUACCAGGAUAGUCAGUUUCAGGAGCUGCUGAAGUUAUUGGAUGAAGUCACAUACUUGGAGGCUUCAAAAACAUGCCAGCUCUACAACGUCUUUCCAUGGCUAAUGAAAUUCCUACCUGGACCCCACCAAACUCUUUUCAGCAACUGGGAAAAACUGAAAUUGUUUGUUUCUCAUAUGAUUGAAAAACACAGGAAGGAUUGGAAUCCUGCAGAAACAAGAGACUUUAUUGAUGCUUACCUCAAAGAAAUGUCAAAGCACACAGGCAAUUCUACUUCAAGUUUCCGUGAAGAAAACCUCAUCUGUAGCACUCUGGACCUCUUCUUUGCUGGAACCGAGACAACUUCUACGACUCUGCGAUGGGCUCUGCUUUAUAUGGCCCUCUACCCAGAAAUCCAAGAAAAAGUACAAGCUGAGAUUGACAGAGUGAUCGGCCAAGGGCAGCAGCCGAGCACAGCCGCCCGGGAGUCCAUGCCCUACACCAAUGCCGUCAUCCAUGAGGUGCAGAGAAUGGGCAACAUCGUCCCCCUGAACGUUCCCAGGGAAGUGACAGUUGAUACCACUUUGGCUGGGUACCACCUGCCCAAGGGGACCAUGAUCCUGACCAAUUUGACGGCGCUGCACAGGGACCCCACAGAGUGGGCCACCCCUGACACGUUCAAUCCAGAGCAUUUUCUGGAGAAUGGACAGUUUAAGAAAAGGGAAGCCUUUAUACCUUUCUCAAUAGGAAAGCGGGCAUGCCUCGGAGAACAGUUGGCCAGGACUGAGCUGUUUAUUUUCUUCACUUCCCUUGUGCAAAAAUUUACCUUCAGGCCCCCAAACAAUGAGAAGCUGAGCCUGAAGUUUAGAAUGGGCAUCACUGUUUCCCCAGUCAGUCACCACCUCUGCGCUGUUCCUCGGGUGUGA
Piliocolobus tephrosceles (Ugandan red Colobus) is the source of this 1529-nucleotide messenger RNA. RefSeq names its product cytochrome P450 family 2 subfamily J member 2 (gene CYP2J2). Gene Ontology annotation, biological process: xenobiotic metabolic process. The transcript is spliced from 9 exons. The record is from RefSeq and is a predicted model, not a curated record. Bases 21 to 1529 code for a protein of 502 amino acids. Gene Ontology annotation, cellular component: intracellular membrane-bounded organelle; cytoplasm. NCBI's taxonomy places the organism in Eukaryota, Metazoa, Chordata, Mammalia, Primates, Cercopithecidae. Gene Ontology annotation, molecular function: oxidoreductase activity, acting on paired donors, with incorporation or reduction of molecular oxygen, reduced flavin or flavoprotein as one donor, and incorporation of one atom of oxygen; iron ion binding; heme binding.